This is a messenger RNA of Panthera uncia (snow leopard), 2193 nucleotides long. RefSeq names its product basic leucine zipper and W2 domains 2 (gene BZW2). NCBI's taxonomy places the organism in Eukaryota, Metazoa, Chordata, Mammalia, Carnivora, Felidae. The transcript has 12 exons. Gene Ontology annotation, molecular function: protein binding. The record is from RefSeq and is a predicted model, not a curated record. The coding region runs from base 502 to 1761 and encodes 419 amino acids. Gene Ontology annotation, cellular component: membrane; cytoplasm.
AGCAAAUAUUGCAUAUACUCUCUUUUUAACCAAAAAGUUAUGCUUCACACUUUUAUUUAACUGGCUUUUUUCCAUUAACACUGUGCCUUGAACAUCUUUCCAUGUCUGCAACAGCUUAUUUAACGAGUAUUUACUAAAUGCUCACUCUUUACUUACCAUUGUGUUAGAUGCUAAAGAUACUGCUUUUAGUAGAACGGACAAAGUCCCUACUCACCUAGAGGUUGCACCCUCAUGGGAGAAGUAGACCUCAGGCAAACAGAUAACAGUGGAAUGUCAGGUGCUGCUAAAGGCUGUGAAGCGAAGUAAAGCUAGGUAAAAGGAGAAAGAACAGACACCAGUAGUGGGGAUGUACAGGUAAGGCCUCUCUGAAAAAGAGGCCCUUGAGUGUGUCAGUGAGGGAGCCACCUCAAGGGCUGGGGAGAGAUCUUCCCAGAGGAGAGGAAACCUUCUCUGGCACAUUGGAAGAAGAAAGAGGGCAGUCUGGCUGGAGCACAAAAUUUUAUGAAUAAGCAUCAGAAGCCAGUGCUAACAGGCCAGCGGUUCAAAACUCGGAAAAGGGAUGAAAAAGAGAAAUUCGAACCCACGGUCUUCAGGGAUACACUUGUCCAGGGGCUUAAUGAAGCUGGUGAUGACCUUGAAGCUGUAGCCAAGUUUCUGGAUUCCACAGGCUCAAGAUUAGAUUAUCGUCGCUAUGCAGACACACUCUUUGAUAUCCUGGUGGCUGGCAGUAUGCUUGCCCCUGGAGGAACACGCAUAGAUGACGGAGACAAGACCAAGAUGACCAACCACUGUGUGUUUUCAGCAAAUGAAGAUCAUGAAACCAUCCGAAAUUAUGCUCAGGUCUUCAAUAAACUCAUCAGGAGAUAUAAGUAUUUGGAAAAAGCAUUUGAGGAUGAAAUGAAGAAGCUUCUCCUCUUCCUUAAAGCCUUUUCCGAAACAGAGCAGACAAAGUUGGCGAUGCUGUCGGGGAUCCUGCUGGGCAACGGCACCCUUCCCGCCACCAUCCUCACCAGUCUGUUCACCGACAGCUUAGUCAAAGAAGGCAUUGCAGCCUCAUUUGCGGUCAAGCUUUUUAAAGCAUGGAUGGCAGAAAAAGAUGCCAACUCUGUUACCUCUUCUUUGAGAAAAGCCAACUUAGAUAAGAGGCUGCUUGAACUCUUUCCAGUUAACAGGCAGAGCGUGGAUCAUUUUGCUAAAUACUUCACUGACGCAGGCCUGAAGGAGCUUUCCGACUUCCUCCGAGUCCAGCAGUCCCUGGGCACCAGGAAGGAACUGCAGAAGGAGCUCCAGGAGCGUCUUUCUCAGGAAUGCCCAAUCAAGGAGGUGGUGCUCUAUGUUAAGGAAGAAAUGAAGAGGAAUGAUCUUCCGGAAACAGCAGUGAUUGGACUUCUGUGGACCUGUAUAAUGAAUGCUGUUGAAUGGAACAAGAAGGAAGAACUCGUUGCAGAGCAGGCCCUUAAGCAUCUGAAGCAAUACGCUCCACUCCUGGCUGUGUUCAGCUCCCAAGGCCAGUCAGAGCUGAUCCUCCUCCAGAAGGUUCAAGAAUACUGUUAUGACAACAUCCAUUUCAUGAAAGCUUUUCAGAAGAUCGUGGUUCUCUUUUAUAAAGCUGAUGUACUGAGUGAAGAAGCAAUAUUGAAAUGGUACAAAGAAGCACAUGUUGCCAAAGGCAAAAGUGUUUUUCUUGACCAGAUGAAGAAAUUCGUUGAGUGGCUACAAAACGCAGAAGAAGAAUCUGAGUCAGAAGGUGAAGAAAAUUAGAUGGCUCAAGAAGCACAAUAGGCCACCACACAACACUUUUACUGGGAAUGCUGAACCAUUUGAGAAGAGAAAACUUGGCUUCCGUUUUCACAAAGGAAAAAAAAAAAAAAAUAGGAUAGGCUGCCCUUGUGCGAAGGGGGAAAUGGUUUUUGUUUUCGUUUUGUUUUUAAAUGGAGCCCUGAGGCAUCAGCUAUUAUACUUGGGACUCUACCUCUCACUCACUAUAUGCUAACUUAAAGCCAUUCAACAAGGAGUCCAGUAGGUAUCUGAAAUUCAAUACUCAACAGACUCCUCUUUUUUAGCUGUAUUUUUCAGGUACUGUGUGGUGAACGCCCCACUGGUGUCUAUUACAGGGCCACUUUGGUAGUUGUGUAUCUGCUCGUGUAUGUGAUUUGACAAACCAGUUUUUUAAAAUAAAUGGCUUUUUAAAAA